AUGGAAGAAGAGCAUAAAUCAGAGCCAUGUCCGUCUGAGGCUUCCAGCAUAUCGGCAGAAGGAGAAAGCUUGAAGAAUAAGACGCUGGAUAGCAAAGCUUUGGCAGAGGGUUCUUCUGAUAUCCAACUGAACAGGAGGGUUGGCAAUCAGUCCUCUUCUAGGGCUUUCCUUGAUAUCAAAUUCUCAAAUACAGAAGAUAAGAGAUUAGAACUCAAUCUGUUUAACCCUUCAAAGGUGGCGGCAGAGGGGGCAACUUCAUCGCAGGUAAGUGAGUCUUCGAAGGAGACCACUCGAGAAAAGUCUAGGGUUUUUUCUUGCAACUACUGCAAGAGAGAGUUCUCAACCUCUCAAGCCCUGGGAGGUCACCAGAAUGCCCAUAAACAGGAGCGGCAAAUUGCCAAAAGGCGGCAGAUGGAGGUUCCGCCGUAUGGCCACCUAGGGCCACCACCACCACAUUAUGGUAAUUUUACCUACUACCCUUCGUUCCCAAAUUUGACUAGUGCCUCAAUCAGCAGCAAUAGGUCAUCACUUGGAAUUAGAAAUGAACCAUUCAUUCAACGAUCACCUUCUUGGUCAACCUCACAGUUUAAUUAUCGGUAUGCCUCAGUAGGGCAUCAUGACCAAUUCACUACUGGAUUACCAUAUUUUGAUAGGCCAAAGAUGUUGGAGGGUUUUCAAGGAAACAUCACAAACAAUAGUGACUGUUAUGGUUCUCCUGCAGUAGCAACAGCUUCUUCCUCUUUUAAAUUUGAGGGAGUCCCAGGAGCGGCUCAUGAUUUUUUUGGACCUUCUUCUGGAAAUGGCAAUCCAACACCUGCACUUGAAAAUGGUAUCGAAGGAGAAAUUAGUGCCAAUAACCUUCUCGCAUUAGGUGUGGUUCAUCCCGAGAACGAUCAAGAUGGAUCCACUGUGGAUCUUGAUCUAAAUCUCAAACUCUAA
Molecule: messenger RNA, 939 nt
Organism: Cynara cardunculus var. scolymus (artichoke)
Lineage: Eukaryota; Viridiplantae; Streptophyta; Magnoliopsida; Asterales; Asteraceae
Product: zinc finger protein 3-like
Exons: 1
Coding region: 1-939 (312 amino acids)
Biological process (GO): negative regulation of abscisic acid-activated signaling pathway
Source: RefSeq, a predicted model, not a curated record